CCUCCGCCAUGGCCGCGGCCCGCUGCCGGUGCUACUAAGUGGCUACCUGGGUACCCGGUCUCCGCGUCCCUUCUCUGGCUGCUAGGUUCCCCGGUCCGUGGCGCAUGGGUCUCCUCCGAGGUGGCCUCCCAUGCUCUCGGGCCAUGGCGCGCCUGGGCGCUGUGCGUUCCCACUACUGCGCGCUGCUGCUGGCCGCGGCGCUUGCCGUCUGUGCCUUCUACUACCUGGGCUCGGGCCGGGAGACCUUCUCCAGCGCCACCAAGAGGCUGAAGGAGGCCCGCGCCGGGGUCCCCGCCGUGCCCUCUCCGCCCGCCCCGGAACUGGCACGCGGCUCCGUGGCGCCGGUCCUGGGUGCCAAGGCCAAGAGCCUGGAGGGCGGUGGGGCGGUGCCGGUGGACUACCACCUGCUGAUGAUGUUCACCAAGGCGGAACACAAUGCCGCGCUGCAGGCCAAGGCCCGCGUCGCGCUCCGCUCCCUGCUGCGUCUCGCCAAGUUCGAGGCUCACGAGGUGCUUAAUCUGCACUUCGUGAGCGAGGAGGCCAGCCGCGAGGUGGCCAAGGCCCUGCUGCGGGAGCUGCUGCCGCCUGCCGCCGGCUUCAAGUGCAAGUUUCCUGUUCCUUGUGCCCUGCUGCAGGUCGUCUUUCACGAUGUCGCCGUGCUGACGGACAAGCUCUUCCCUGUCGUGGAGGCCAUGCAGAAGCACUUCAGUGCCGGCUCAGGGACCUACUACAGCGAUUCCAUCUUCUUCCUCUCGGUGGCCAUGCACCAGAUCAUGCCCAAAGAGAUCCCGCGGAUAAUUCAGCUGGACCUAGACCUAAAGUACAAGACCAACAUCCGGGAAUUGUUUGAGGAGUUUGACAAUUUCCUGCCAGGCGCCAUCAUUGGCAUCGCAAGAGAGAUGCAGCCAGUGUAUAGGCACACAUUCUGGCAGUUCCGCCAGGAGAACCCCAAGACCCGGGUUGGGGGCCCUCCCCCCGAGGGACUCCCUGGCUUCAACAGUGGGGUGAUGCUGCUGAACCUGGAGGCCAUGCGCCAGUCCCCUCUCUACAGCCACCUGCUGGAGCCGGCGCAGGUGCAGCAGCUGGCCGACAAGUACCACUUCCGAGGCCACCUCGGGGACCAGGACUUCUUCACCAUGAUUGGCAUGGAGCAUCCCGAGCUCUUCCACGUGCUGGACUGUACCUGGAACCGGCAGCUUUGCACCUGGUGGAGGGACCAUGGCUAUAGUGACGUCUUCGAGGCCUACUUCCGGUGCGAGGGCCAUGUCAGGAUCUACCACGGAAACUGCAAUACCCCUAUCCCGGAAGUCUAGGUCCAUUCUCACCUGCCAUGUCCUCGGGCCUCUGGAUCUGGAGGAAGGAAAAGGAUGCGUCUGGCACCAGGCCCCCGGGGGGUGUCUGAUGCCCUUGAGAGACACUGCAGGGACGUCCUUUGUGAUCAGGUGCUGUAGCUCUCCCACCCCGUGGGUCACUGUCCUGAGGCCACCCAGGGACAAGGAGCAGCCUGCACAUUCUGGUGCUUGGGGCCUUUUCCCUCCCGGAGACAGGCAUCGUAAGGACAAACUCUCAGACAUCAUCUGGGGGGCUAGCAAACAGGUGUUUGAAGAGCAAGAAAAAAAGGAAACAGUGUCCUUCGCCUUCGGUCCCCACAGAAUGGAAAUCCUUUUCAGAGCCAGGCUUUCUUGGACCAAACAUAAAUUGAUUUUAAAUUGAUAGGCUUUCAUUUUGUGAGAAAGAACAAACAGUAUGGCUGCGGUUCCCAGUGAGCCAGGGUUUUAACAGCCAGCCCAGAGUGUGAGCAUCCACACAAAUGCCGACCUUCCACACGUGCAUCGCAGGAGACGCCGUGCUCACGUUACCUGCCACAGGUGUAAAGAUGGCUUCCUCUCUGGGGAGGGCCUCCGGCACCAGCAGUGGCCCACGUCAGAAAACUGGUCUCAUGGUUGUAGCCUCCACAGCUCUUACCUCCCCGCUGCACCCCAGCACCUCGUUAUCCCCUAUUCAUCCGAGCCAGCUCCAGGGGACAGACUUCCGGGAAAGCAAAUCCUCCAUCAAAGAGCAGAGGUCGGCCAUCCCCAAGGACCUGCGAUGGAAUUGUCUAGACUGGGAAGGCUCAUUCCAAGGGGAGCCCCGCCUGCUCUGCUGUAACCGUGUGGCUCAGAUGGGCUGUCGCUCUUACACUCAUAAGCAUUCUAGUCUUUGUUUAAAAAAAACGCACCCUCCUGACUUUCUCAUUGCACCAUGUCAGACCCUGGACCUUAGAAGAAAUUAGGAUGUUUCUUAAUGUCUUCGUUUAAUGAGUUCCCCUGUAAGUAAGCUGCGAACAGCAAGCUCCUAGGGGUCCAGUUUGUAGAGUCCAGCUGAACUCCUUGGGGAAGAAAUGUUGUUGGAUUUUCAACUUAUGUUAUUUCAAUUUUAUUUACUUUUUUAUUUCUUCUUGCCAUGAGUGAGAAUAGCUAAUAAAUAAUCUUUGAGA
This is a messenger RNA of Rhinolophus ferrumequinum (greater horseshoe bat), 2476 nucleotides long. RefSeq names its product xyloside xylosyltransferase 1 (gene XXYLT1). Gene Ontology annotation, molecular function: UDP-xylosyltransferase activity. The transcript is spliced from 4 exons. The coding region runs from base 105 to 1313 and encodes 402 amino acids. The record is from RefSeq and is a predicted model, not a curated record. Lineage: Eukaryota; Metazoa; Chordata; Mammalia; Chiroptera; Rhinolophidae.